Aspergillus thermomutatus is the source of this 1314-nucleotide messenger RNA. RefSeq names its product putative glycosyl hydrolase family 88. Gene Ontology annotation, biological process: carbohydrate metabolic process. Bases 1 to 1314 code for a protein of 437 amino acids. The record is from RefSeq and is a predicted model, not a curated record. The transcript has 4 exons. NCBI's taxonomy places the organism in Eukaryota, Fungi, Ascomycota, Eurotiomycetes, Eurotiales, Aspergillaceae.
AUGAAGAUUCUCCAUCCACUGUCCUGUUUGCUGUCGCUGUCGCUGGUCGUGGCCAUCAGGCCUGGCCAUCCGAAGCACUCCACCUGGAUGCUGGAGAGUGUCAUCGCGCGAGGCGAAGGAAUCAAUCCGGCCGACGGUCUAUUGGGAGUCAUCCAAAAGGGAUUGUUCCAACAAGCGCUCAGAGCCGCCAUCGCCCAGUCCAGCGACCCGGGAGAGAUCGCCAAAUGGACGGAUUACCACCGUCGCAGCGUGGAGGCCAACAUGGAGGACCUGCUCAAUGCGACGGCGUCCUCCCGCGACCUGUCCCUGGAUCGAUUGUGCAUCGGCCGUUCGAUCAUGGAGAUGAAUCUCGAUGGCCCCCUCCAUCGCAGCGUGCUCAAGGCCCUCCGCAAAUCCCUUGACCUGCAAUUUCGAAACGACAACUCCGGCUUCUGGUACUUCGUCGACCCCCCGCCCCCCUACCCGCCCUACGGCAAUCUCUCGUACAGCGACGGCAUGUACGGCUUCGCGCCCUUCGCCACCUUCUACGGCCUGACCUACGGCGACCCGCACGUGAACCUCGACGCCGCCCUGCUGCAGCUGGAGCUUCUCUACAACCAGAGCAUCGAGCCAUCCACGGGCCUGAUCAAGCACGGCUACGAUGCCUCGCGGGAGGCGCCCUGGGCCCACCCGAUCACCGGCGCCAGUCCCAUCGUGUGGGGUCGCAGUCUGGCCUGGUAUCUGAUCGGCACGGUGGACACCCUGCAGAUCAUCGCGGACCACCCGGACGCCCUGCAGCAGGACGAGACCGCCCAGCGCAUCCUCGACAUCUUCCAGCGGCUCGCCCGGGCGACGGUCGAUGCAGUCCAGGACUCCGCCCGGAGGACCGGCCGCUAUGCCGUCUGGCAGGUGAUGGAUCGGCCGGGCGAGCCGGGGAACUUCGUCGAAGCCAGUGCCAGCGCCAUGGUUGCGUAUGUGCUGGCCAAGGGGGCGCGUCUGGGUUACCUGCCCGGCUCGCGAUCCGCGGAGAUGGCUGUCGCAUCCUCGUAUCUCCGGGUCCAGGCGCGGUCCCGGGCUCAGGCUGAGGCGCGAUAUCAGGACGUCGUGGCUGUGGCGCGCGCGCUCUACCAGGAUGUGCUGGAGUAUUUUGUCGUGCGGCGGCAGGAGGACGACAGCCUGGACUUCCUCGGGACGAGCAUCAUUGCCAGCUUGCAUGAGGAGAAGCCGUAUUACGAGUAUUAUACUCAUCGAGCGGUCACGACGAACAGCUUGAUUGGGACGAGUGCGUUCGUCCUGGCGUCUCUGGAGAUGGAGCAAGCGGCAUCUGAUAGGUAA